AUGGAUAUUCUGGAUACCAGUUUCAGGCUGGAAGAUGUGCUUACGAGUUAUUAUAGGGUUGAAAAGGUUGCUCGGAUUAACUACCAACAAUUUGUACCCAGGACAUCGGACGACCAAUGGUGCAUUCAGUCGGAGCUGUUGCUAAGGAAGAGGGAUCCAAAGGUUCUAGUUGCAUUGUUCUCUCGAGAGCUGUGGUGUUUCAGUAUUAAUGAUGAUAAACUACCUGUACCAGGGGCGGAAGGUGCUUCAGAGCCAUCUAAUUCGGAGAAGAAGGGGAACUUUACGCCGGAUUUUUCGAAACCCAACUUGCCAACACCUUAUGCUAUCUUCUUGAAGGCAUUAAGGAGAAUGAUACAUAUUAAUAUGUGUUUAAAUUCAAGAAACAAGCUUAUACCGUUUGGGAAUUCUUGUAUUUUCCAGCAGAAUGACAAGUCAAGCAAGAUGAUACAUUUUGAUUCGCAUCUUUUUGAAAAUGGAGAUCUGACAGUUUCGUUUUGCACUAAGGAUUUGAAUUUUCAGAAACUGACUCCUGAAUCGUUCAAUUCUCCUAGACUCUCUCAGAAGGCGUUAUAUAUUGCGCCUUCAGGGAUUCGUGCUUACCUACCGUCCGGUGAUAUCAACAACUGUUUAGCAGCACCUCCAAAAAACUCCAAUCUGUUACUUGUUACGUUGCUGGUUUCUCAUGGUAUUGACUUGACUCAGGCGGCGGAUGUGAAGUGGGUGAAGUUGCUUCCUAACCUAAAUCACUUAAAUGGAUAUACGCCAACUAUUUCCAGGUAUUCGGAAGAGGCACAAACAUCAAAACCUGUUAUAUGGCCUAUGGAACUUUGCUUUACACAGAGCCCCGCUGAUAGUGUCAACUACUCUAGAAACAAGACCCCAGUUGAUGUUAACCUCCAGGAAUCUUUUGAUAUUAUCGACGACUUCAUUCAACUGAAGCUAACAUCGGCUUAUCGUAUCCCCGGGUCAUCUGUGAAUGCAAAUACAGCCACUGGAAAUAAUCCUAUGAGCACGGGUGGUGGAUUCAUCGAUCAGUUCCAAACGUUCACGAAACAACCUAAUAGUAGCGGUGGUAAUAAUGUUACUUCUUCGUUCAAAAACAAGUUAACUCCAAACAAGUUACAGGACUCCUCAAGAACAGGGCCACCUUUUUCUAAUGAUACAUUUAGCAAUGGAUUUAUGACUACACCAAACGUAAAUGAGAAUAUAGCUUCUAUGAUGGACGACAUGAUAAUUUGUCCAUCAUCAGUGAAGUCUCAAAAUGACCUUUGGAAUGACAGGAAAAGUUCGAACGAUGAAAAUGGAAGUCUGAACACUGAAUCGCAACAACCUGAUCUAGUACAACCUGUACAGAAGGCUGUUGAUGAGGAUAUAGAGAUGAGCUUUGAUAAAGAUUUGUUCGGAGAAGAAGAUGACGAAGGAGAUUUAUUUGGAGAAGAAAGUGGGAAUAGUAACGGGAAAAAGGAGAUCAAGGACAUAACUGAUGAGAUGUUUGAUAUAGCUGAAGUCGAGAGUGAUUCAGAUAAUAAAAUAACCCCUUCAAGAUCCUCAAUGUGUUAUGAAACCAUUCAGCAGACUCCGCUCAAGAGAAAAUACCUUGACAUCCCGUUAGAUCAAAUAACUCUACCAAAUACCCCGCUUUAUAUGGAUCCUGGUGCUCCAUUGCCCAUUGAAACCCCCAAAGAUCGCCGCAAGAGUGUCUUUGCACCAUUGAACUUUAAUCCUAUAAUUGAAUCUAAUGUGGAUAACAAGUAUAAAAAUGGUGGUAAGUUUUCGUUUGAUCCAAACGAAAUUGAAGAGCCAUUAAAGUUUGAAGUUAGCACCACUAACAUUUCCAGUUCCGAAGAAGAUGAUAGCGAAUUGAGUGGUGAUGACUUCGACGAUUUACAACCAAAUAAUAUGCAUGAAAUUAGGUCGAUGGAGCCUAACAUUCCAGUUCUUUCUUAUGAUAUUCCACCUCGUCCUAUGAAUGAGUUUUUACCCUCUGAUACUACAAAAGACGAUUAUUUAAUUCCUAGCUAUCAAAACUCGGAUGUUAUUGACAUUGAUAAACUUCCAUCUAGAGAAAGUCAACUGGAUCAGAUAUGGAAGUCACCAGAAAUAAACAGAGAAGAUAGUCCUAAUAGAUUGGGGAUUUCAUCUAUACUAAAGCCACCAUUAGCUAAUGGUGUAAACAUUGACUCAGAAUCACAAAAUCCAGAAACGGGAAACUAUUUUGAACCUACACCUACUGUUUGUGCAGAUGAAAAAAUAACAACUAGAAUCCCUUAUAAGGAUUUAAAGCAAGAAAAUGCGACUGAUUCUACUAUAAUAUCUGCAGUAGGUGAUUACUCACUAAUAAGUAAAGAUCCUAGGGAAUCUUCUAAUAGUCUACCAUACCUUUUGCGUCAUAUGCCGCUAUUUUCUAUACCUGAUGUUUUCCUGUCAACAACUCCUUCUGUUAAAGUGGACGAUGGACUGGAAGACUUUUUGGAAAUCUUGUGUGAUCAACUCAUAUUUGAUCAGUGCUUGUUAGGCGACUUUGGUGUCAGUAACCCAUUGUACCGCGAUGUGAAACAUUGUCAAGAUGGGGUGGUGAAAGAUACUUUAAAAUCUGUUUUCAACCAAUUCCAGAGACUUCAUGGGAAUGAAAUAAUUGAUGAAAUGUUUUAUCUAAAACAACCUUCAGUUUACGUCAAAAAAAAUGAUGAAGCUAUUAAAUUAAAGAGUGAUGCCGAGCCAUUCACUCCAUUUUUAGCUUUGAAGCCUAGUAGAGGUAUGAAAAAUUUCAGGGCAUUAUUUUUGUCAACUGCUGUUACAAGUGCUCGAAAGUCCUUUCUCUCUGAAUUGGCCCAGAUAUAUUCUGGUCAAGAACUUGGAUUUUGCGAGUUAGUGAAGCUAAAUAACGAUGAACAUAAUGGGCUGAUUACUCUCAAUAACUUCAAUAUAGAUACGUUGUUAUUGCUAUCAGCUCAAAUUGUAUCGUAUUGCUCUACCAAUAUGAUAAAUCUGAAGAAUGUGCCUUUGAUGAUAUUUUUUCCCGUUAUAGGGUCAAGUCUUGAAGAUACAAUAAAUAUGACUUCAAAAUUUCAAUUGAUUAAGAAUGAAGUAAAAUCCCGAUUACCGGAUGUUGAGCUAUUGCUUAAAUUGAUACCUAUAGACUUUGUAAAGGAUCCAUUGGUUUCAAUUACUAGUUAUUAUGAGUUGUGCUGCAGCAUAUACAAUUCUUUACCACCUAAGACAGUCAAAUUCACUUCCAUUGCUGAUAACUUCCCUGAAAAGGUAGAAUUCAGAACAUCUGCUGGAAGUCAAAACCAACUUAUUCAUUACGAUUCAUACAUUCAUUUGGCUUACAUUAGAAGUAUUGACAGGGAAUGGUUGUCUGCCGCAUGGUCAGAUUCAAAAGGAACAGAAAACAUGGUAAAAGCGUGGUAUCUGGGCAAUUCAAAGACUCGUUUUGAGAACGCUUGCAAUGAGAUGUGGAAAAUAACCGUUGGGCUAGCAUCCAGAAAAUACGGUAGAAUAUGUUUAAUCUUAACCAGAAUGGAUAGUGUUUUACCUGAUGAUGAACUAAUGCAUUGGAGACGCCUUUCAGUCACUACCAGAAAUCUCCAUCUUGCAGUCGUCUGCGUAGGUGAUAAUACUAAGGUAUCCCUAUUUGACGAGGACAAAUUCUAUCCUUCUUUCAAGCCUUUAAUGCGCGAUAAGAAGAAUUUCAGAAAACUUCAACCAAACCGUUUGGAUGACUAUGAGAUCGUGAAUAUUGAUGAAGAGCUGCAUGGUAUUAUAUUUAAGAGCCCACUGCAGUUAGCCAAUUCUCAACAUAGAUGUGCAAUUAAAAGUGGUGCCCUCGUGAGAUUCAAACCAUCUCCUAUAGACGAGACUAUGAACAAAUUUGAGGUGAAUUUAUUAAAUUGCCCGCAUUCAGAUAGUACAAAACUUUUGAAAAUCAUUCUACAUCAAUUUAGAGAUCUGGCAAGUUUGAAUUCUUGGUUUUGUAUAUCUAAAGGAAAAGAUAACUAUAUUCCAUGGCAGGUAGUUGCUGUAAAGAAAGUAAUGAAUUUCCUUGUACAUGUCAAAGGAGUGAAGGAUAAGAAAUAA
Messenger RNA from Eremothecium cymbalariae DBVPG#7215, 4080 nucleotides. It is a transcript of the gene SSN2, whose product is annotated as Ssn2p. The coding region runs from base 1 to 4080 and encodes 1359 amino acids. NCBI's taxonomy places the organism in Eukaryota, Fungi, Ascomycota, Saccharomycetes, Saccharomycetales, Saccharomycetaceae. The transcript has a single exon. Gene Ontology annotation, molecular function: transcription coregulator activity. Gene Ontology annotation, biological process: regulation of transcription by RNA polymerase II. Gene Ontology annotation, cellular component: mediator complex. The record is from RefSeq and is a predicted model, not a curated record.